AUGGCGACUCUAGUCCCACCUCCGAGUAAGAGGCAGCGCCUGGAGACCCUAGAAAAAGCGAGACAGCAACAGGAUAUUCAAGCCAUCCCAGAAAACUUGGGCAGCAUCAGAGUGCAGUUUUUUGACCAAGGAAAUGGAAAGGCUUCAGGACCUGCAGUCGCUGUUCCGAUUGCCGAUGCUACUGUGAAGAACCUAGAAAUUUUACUUAACACCCUUCAAGGAAAUGAUGACCAUGAAAGAGUUCCAUACCGGUUCACCUACAAGCCCGAUAGCGAAGUCGACAACACCAUUGACAUUCUAUCAGACUUGUACCAAUCCCUCCUUAGGCCUGGGUUGAAAACCUCUGAAGAUAUCAUCCACUUGCAAUUUACCCCCCAGGCAAUCUUUCGUGUGAAAGCUGUCUCGCGAUGUUCCGCAUCAAUUUCAGGCCAUGGAGAAGCAAUACUAGCCACUUCAUUUUCCCCUGCAUCGUCGUCGCGAAUGGCUACCGGCAGUGGGGACUCUACGGCUCGCAUUUGGGAUUGUGAUACUGGGACUCCUGUCCACACUCUCAAAGGUCAUUCGAGCUGGGUUCUCGUUGUUAGUUGGUCACCCAACGAUAAGAUCCUGGCAACCGGGAGUAUGGAUAAUACAGUCCGAUUAUGGGACCCGCAGACUGGACAGCCCCUUGGUGCCCCGUUGAAAGGACACACGAAAUGGAUAAUGAGUUUGUCGUGGGAGCCUUACCAUAUACAAGAACCUGGAAGACCAAGAUUAGCGUCGGCCUCGAAAGACUCCACAGUCCGAAUAUGGGAUGUGGUAUCAAGGCGCAUUGAAAAUGUGCUUACUGGCCAUAAAGGCUCUGUUUCAUGCGUGCGAUGGGGAGGGACUGGGAAGAUUUACACAUCGUCACACGAUAAAACCAUCAAAAUAUGGAACCCUAAAGAUGGCAGCCUGAUACAAACGAUGUCAUCUCAUACUCACCGUGUAAAUCACCUAGCAUUAUCUACUGACUUCGUACUUCGGACAUCUUUUUACGAACAAAACAAAGCCAUCCCGGAGACUGAUGCUGACAAAAUUGCCUGUGCAAAGACGCGUUUCGAGAAAGGGGCGACUAUAAAUGGUAGAAUUACCGAGAGAUUGGUAUCCGCUAGUGAUGACUUUACUAUGUUCCUGUGGGACCCCGCCUCUUCUAACAAGCCCGUUGCUCGGAUGAUGGGGCAUCAAAAGGAGGUUAACCAUGUUACCUUUUCUCCCGAUGGAGCAUACAUCGCGUCCGCGAGUUUCGAUAACCAUGUGAAGCUAUGGAAUGCAAGGGAUGGAAAAUUCAUAUCCUCAUUACGUGGCCAUGUUGGGGCAGUAUAUCAGUGCUGCUUCUCAGCCGAUUCUCGCCUACUAGUAUCAUCAUCUAAGGACACUACUCUCAAAGUAUGGGACGUUCGAACGGGAAAGCUGUCCAUGGAUCUACCUGGUCAUCAGGACGAGGUUUACGCUGUUGACUGGAGUCCCGAUGGGGAAAAGGUGGGUAGUGGGGGAAGGGAUAAGGCUGUUAGGAUUUGGCGACAUUGA
Messenger RNA from Ophidiomyces ophidiicola, 1548 nucleotides. It is a transcript of the gene RSA4, whose product is annotated as ribosome assembly protein. Gene Ontology annotation, molecular function: protein binding. The record is from RefSeq and is a predicted model, not a curated record. Gene Ontology annotation, cellular component: nucleolus. Gene Ontology annotation, biological process: ribosomal large subunit assembly. NCBI's taxonomy places the organism in Eukaryota, Fungi, Ascomycota, Eurotiomycetes, Onygenales, Onygenaceae. The transcript is spliced from 3 exons. The coding region runs from base 1 to 1548 and encodes 515 amino acids.